Zootoca vivipara (common lizard) is the source of this 771-nucleotide messenger RNA. RefSeq names its product transmembrane protein 215 (gene TMEM215). NCBI's taxonomy places the organism in Eukaryota, Metazoa, Chordata, Lepidosauria, Squamata, Lacertidae. The record is from RefSeq and is a predicted model, not a curated record.
AUGCGCCCCGACGACAUCAACCCUCGCACCGGGCUGGUGGUGGCUUUGGUCAGCGUCGUCCUGGUGUUCGGCUUCAUGUUCACGGUGUCCGGGAUCAAGGGGGAGACUUUGGGGGACAUCCCUCUGCUGGCCAUCGGGCCGGCCAUCUGCUUGCCGGGCAUCGCCGCCAUCGCCUUGGCGAGGAAAACCGACGGCUGCACCAAGUGGCCCGAUAACACGCGGCGCCCGCCUUGCGGCAGCUGCUGCUGCUGCCGCAAGAAGCCCCGAGACAAAGACGUCCUGGAGCUGCUGAGGACCCCGUCGGACCUGGAGUCUGGCAAGGGCAGCUGCGACGAGCUGGCCAAGAAAGCCUACGGAGCAAAGGACAGGAAGGGGAGCUCCCGAGGAGGAGGAGAGGACGGCCUCUCCACUUGCACGACCAUCACCACCUCCGCCGCCGUCGGGGAGGGCAGGGGCUCUCUGCACAAAGUGGAGCAGGAGGAGAAGCUGAGAUACUUGGAGAACUGCUGCCCGGAGAUGCCUGGGAAUGUCUUGGGGGCCGGAGCCACCCUUUUCAGUGCCUUAGACGAGCAGGAGAAUCAGCAGCAGGGGGAAGGAUCUCCCGUCUUCGAUGGGGCCCCCGCGCUCCCGGGCGCAGAGGACACAGUUUCCGUGGCCCCUCUGAACAGCAUCAUCGUCUGUUCCUACAAGGACAGCAGCCCUUACGACAGGUACUGUUGCUAUAUAAACCCCAGCGAGGAAAUCAGCUCGGAUCACGAGACGAUAGUUUGA